Messenger RNA from Ectocarpus sp. CCAP 1310/34, 420 nucleotides. NCBI's taxonomy places the organism in Eukaryota, Phaeophyceae, Ectocarpales, Ectocarpaceae. The record is from the annotation of a GenBank genome assembly.
AUGAGCCGAGAGUUGAGCCUCGAGAUCUCUCAGUCUACGGGAAGUCCAUCUAUGAAGGAAGCGAAAGCAGCCGCCGCCCCGGAAACAAACCAAGAAGACGAGGCCCAGGAAGAGAGCGCUUCCAACGUUCUCCGGAGAUUAUCCUCCCCGAUCUUCGGCGCGGCCGGCUUCAACUCGGACAGCAAGGACAGCAACCACAGUGACGGUGACUUCAACAUCAACGAAGAGUCGAGGGGUGAUGACGACGGCAGCGAUGACGAGGAGGAGACGGAGCGCAAGGAAGGCGCCGCCGAGGUGGUUCAGCGGUGGUGGCGGGAGUGCCGGCGCGCGUCGAAGCGCACCAGGGCCGUGGUUGCGGCGAGACCUGCGUUCGUUCGAAUCCAGCAGCUCUUUGACAAGGUAGCUUAUCAACGUCUUUAG